GCAGCUCAGCCUGGCCUCUGUAGCCCAGCCUUCUCGCUGUACCGUUUCCUUUUCUGGGUUGGCCACCCUUCAAGACUCGGCGCCUCCUCUUCCACCCAGUGCGGGCUGUGUUUACAAGCAGCGUGAGUGAGGAGACUGUUGGUCGGGGAGUAAACUGCUUGCCUUUCCCCGGGGGAGGGUGGACAUGGUGACUGUGGCAGGGUGCAGCCGGGUGCUGAGGAGCGGUGUCAGGCCAUGGUUGCUUCCAGCAUCAUGGGUGGCACAGCGCAGGGCUCCCAAAGCCCAAAGCCCUGGCCGCAUCCGACCCUUCCACGUCGCUAGUCCAGCACUCGACAUCAGCUCCUUCAUGCCCGAAGCCGGCUCCUUCCCCGGGGUCAGGUCGUACGCCGAGCUGCUGGACUACUCCAUGGAGAACGCCGACAGCUUCUGGGGCACCCUGGCCAAAGAGAGACUCUCCUGGGACCGGCCCUUCCAACGGGUCGACGACUGUGACUUCAGCAGAGGCUUCAACUCGUGGUUUGUGGGAGGACAACUCAACGUCUCAGUGAACUGUCUAGAUCGUCAUGCUAUCCAGUCCCCCAACAAGGUGGCUCUGAUCUGGGAGAGGGAUGAGCCAGGCACUGAAGUAAGGAUCACAUACAGGGAGCUUUUGGAGACCACGUGCCGCCUGGCUAAUACCUUGAAGCGCUACGGUGUACAGAGAGGAGACAGAGUUGCGGUCUACCUGCCAGUGUCUCCACUGGCCAUAGUAACAAUGCUGGCGUGCGCUAGGAUCGGUGCCGCACACAUGGUGGUCUUUGCGGGCUUCAGCGCACAAGCUCUGGCUGGAAGGAUCCAAGAUGCCCAAUGCAAGGUGGUUAUCACCUGUAACCAAGGAGUCCGUGGUGGACGUGUAAUCGAACUGAAGAGGACGGUGGAUGAGGCAGUGAAAGAAUGCCCCAAGGUGAAACAUGUUUUUGUUGGGCAAAGAACAGACAAGGAGGUUCCCAUGGGGGAGCUCGACAUCCCACUUGAGGAAGAAAUGGAUAAGGAGGAGCCUGUGUGCAAGCCUGAAUCUAUGGACAGUGAGGAAAUGCUCUUCCUGCUCUAUACCUCGGGGAGUACAGGGCAACCCAAAGGACUGGUACAUACACAGGCUGGGUACCUGCUGUACGCAUCGCUGACCCACAAGUACGUCUUCAAUUAUGAGGAAGGCGAUAUCUAUGGCUGUGUGGCAGAUAUUGGCUGGAUCACAGGACACAGUUAUGUGGUCUAUGGGCCGCUCGUCAAUGGAGGCACCACUGUGUUAUUUGAGAGCUCUCCGGUAUAUCCAGAUCCAGGUAGAUACUGGGAGAUGGUGCAGCGGCUGAGAAUCAAUCAGUUUUAUGGGGCCCCGACGGCUAUUCGGCAGCUGCUGCAGCAUGGAGACACGUGGGUGUCCAAGUAUGAUCGCUCAUCCUUGAAGACACUCGGCACAGUCGGGGAACCUAUUAAUUACGAGGCCUGGAAGUGGUAUCAUGAUGUUGUGGGGGAAGGCCGAUGUGCCAUCGUAGAUACCUGGUGGCAGACAGAAACAGGUGGAAUAUGCAUAUCACCACGACCUUCAGAGAAGGGAGCAAAGAUUGUGCCUACAAUGGCCAUGAGACCAUUCUUUGGCAUUGAGCUUGCCCUGAUGGAUGAGAAGGGUGAUGUACUGGAGGGCAAUGGUGUUACUGGUGCCCUGUGUAUUACAAAGCCUUGGCCGGGCAUGGCCAGAACUAUCUAUGGGGAUCAUGAGAGAUUCCUGACUACAUAUUUCAAGAAAUAUCCAGGAUGCUACUUCACUGGCGAUGGUGGUCACAGAUCAAAGGAAGGCUACUACCAGAUUACUGGACGGAUGGAUGAUAUUAUCAACAUCAGUGGACAUAGACUGGGCACAGCUGAAGUAGAGAACGCACUGGAUGAACACCCUGAUGUGCCAGAGACUGCAGUGAUUGGCAUCCCUCACGAAUUGAAAGGAGAAGCUGCAUUUGCCUUUGUUGUUAUGAAAGAUUCUGAGGCCAUUUCAAAAUCAGCCAUGGUUAAAGAACUCAAGUCACUCGUGGCAUCUAACAUCGCCAAAUAUGCUGUUCCUGACUAUAUUAUGAUUGUGAAGCGACUUCCCAAAACCCGAUCCGGGAAGAUCAUGAGGCGGGUGCUGAAGAAAAUAGUCACUGAGGAAACGACAGAUCUGGGGGACCUCAGCACACUGGAAGACAAAAGCGUCAUCGCAGAGAUCAUUGCCACCUACCAACAAUAUAAAAAAGAUUCUGUAAGCAGCCAAUAGGUUAUAUCAAGACUCUUAUAUACGUCCCCUCACUUUGACUCGUACAUACAGUGCCUGCCGUUCAGGGUGAUUAUUCAUUGUUGUACGGAUAAGCUAAUUAAACAGAUUCCAAUAUUUAUAAAUCAUUCCAAAACAAACAUGUGACUCUCUUCUAGCCUAUAUUUGCUCUUCUGACCCAUUAUCUGAGGCUCAGAGGAUUGCCACUCCAUGCUGAGUGUGAGUAUGUGGAUUGAUGCUACAGUUGGAUCGGGUGGAUAGACAAUUGUGUUUCUGCUCUUUAUUGAUUGUAACAUUUGGACUCUCACUCACUGAAUAGAGAUUGGGAAGAAUCCCGAGUGGUUUUGUUUGUUCCUUUUCUUAAUUUCCUUAAAAAAAAAGACAUCAAGUUUCCUCCCAAAACACUGGAUGUUCUCCUGCCAACUGAUAAAAGCGAUCCCUUUUCAGAAUUUCCUGACCUUACACAGUUGGUGUUGUUGUUGGUUUAUCAUUAUCAUGUGUAUCGAGAUAAAGUGAAAAUGUUUUUGAGUGCUAUCUAGUCAAAUCAGAUCUAGUACAAUCAAUCUAACAGGUAGUGCAAAGGAACAGAUACCAGAGUGCCGAAUACAGUGUUAGCAGUAUUAUGAGUGGUUUUGGGCCCCAUAUCUGGGAGGGAUGUCCUGGAUCUGGAGAGGGUCCAGAGGAGGUUUACGAGAAUGAUUAGUUUAGUUUAGGUUAGUUUUGUUUAGAGAUACAGUGCGGAAACCGGCCCUUUGGUCCACACUGACCGCACAUUAACACUCCUACACCCAUUAGGGACAAUUUUAACAUUUACCAAGCCAAUUAACCUACAAACCUGUACGUCUUUGGAGUGUGGGAGGAAACCAAAGAUCUCGGAGAAAACCCACGCAGGACACGGGGAGAACGUACAAACUCCGUACAGACAGCACCCGUAGUCGGGAUUGAACCCGGAUCUCUGGUGCUGCAUUCGCUGUAAGGCAGCAACUCUACCACUGCGCCACCGUGACCGCCUGGGGCUGAUUGAGUUAACGUGAUGAGGGUUUCAUGGCACUGGUCCUGUACUCUCUGGAGUUUAGAAAGUUAAGGGGAGCCUCAUUGCAACAUACCGAAUAGUGAAAGGCAUGGACAGUGUGGAUGUGGAGAGGAUGUUUCUGUUAGUGAGAGAGUCUAGCAUCAGAGGGCACAGCCUCGGAAUAAAAGGACGUACCUUUAGAAUUGAGAUGAGGAGGAAAUUGUUUAGUCAGAGGGUGGUGAAUGUGUAGAAUUUGUUGCCACAAAUGGCUGUAGAGGCCAAGUCGGUGGAUAUUUUUAGAUAGAUCAGCCAUGAUUGAAUAGCGGAGUAGACUCAAUGGGCUCUGAGCAUUGGUGCAUGAUACUGGUGUUGCUCUUAAGAAAGGAGCAGAGGCUGGGGCCAUCCUCAAUUGUUCUCCUUGGGCUAAGAUGACUAUUGAUCUGGAGAUGAUUCUUGCACACUUUCUUGGUCAAUUCCCCUGGAUGAUACUAGUCGAGGUGAAAUAACCCAAAGUGCUGGAGUAACUCAGCAGGCCAGGCAGCAUCAGUGGAGGGAAUGGACAUAUGACAUGCCUUUUUCAGCGUAGGCAUAUUUUUUAGGAGAUUUCACAACAAAGCAGUAAAUGGAGACACAAAGAACUGCUGGAAUCCUGGUCAAAACAAGUGCUGGAGGAAUUCAGUGGGUUUAGUGUCUCCAUACUCCACUCCAAUCCAGGCUCAGUGACUGGUUUCUUAUGGUGUCAAUUUACUUGCAAAGUGUAGCUGCUUGUGUUGCUCAAAUGUAUUCAGUAUUAUUGUAUAUUACCAACAAAGUCUUCAAAUAAUGAACAGUAAAAUACAAACAUAUACUCCGCAAAUAACAGCAAUAAAUCUGCAUUCUGAGACAUUUUUAGGAUAUUUCCAAUGAUGUUUAAUACUUAGAAUGAAGGUGACUUUCUUAUUUCAAAUAAAAUACUAUGAGUUGUUUUUUCAUAAUGUUUACCUUCAACAAUAAAAUGGAAUUCCACAAAAC
Messenger RNA from Leucoraja erinaceus (little skate), 4304 nucleotides. It is a transcript of the gene acss1, whose product is annotated as acyl-CoA synthetase short chain family member 1. Gene Ontology annotation, molecular function: AMP binding; acetyl-CoA synthetase activity. Bases 185 to 2284 code for a protein of 699 amino acids. Lineage: Eukaryota; Metazoa; Chordata; Chondrichthyes; Rajiformes; Rajidae. The transcript has 14 exons. Gene Ontology annotation, cellular component: mitochondrion. The record is from RefSeq and is a predicted model, not a curated record.